This is a messenger RNA of Oncorhynchus gorbuscha (pink salmon), 5425 nucleotides long. Its product is annotated as sodium/potassium-transporting ATPase subunit beta-2-like. The coding region runs from base 383 to 1264 and encodes 293 amino acids. The record is from RefSeq and is a predicted model, not a curated record. Gene Ontology annotation, biological process: sodium ion export across plasma membrane; intracellular potassium ion homeostasis; intracellular sodium ion homeostasis. The transcript has 8 exons. Gene Ontology annotation, molecular function: ATPase activator activity. Gene Ontology annotation, cellular component: sodium:potassium-exchanging ATPase complex. Lineage: Eukaryota; Metazoa; Chordata; Actinopteri; Salmoniformes; Salmonidae.
GAGACAGAGAGAGACAGAGAGAGACAGAGAGAGACAGAGAGAGACAGAGAGAGAACGCUUUACCGCAGUAUCACUACAUUUCUGCAUCACUCAUCAAAACUCUGCGGCAUGCUAACUAGAUCUGGGGGAGGGCUCAUAUCGGGUUUGUGCUGAGCGUAGUGUCAACACCACCGUCGUUUAGUAUAGAUUGACUGUAAUUAGAUACAGUAGCACGGAGCCGCCGGAUUGUUCAUCCUCUUCUUUCAAACAGCUCGUCAUUUGUGUGCUCGCUAACGACUUUCUGCACCCUAUCUGAGUAAAAUAUUUCACAUCUCACCAAAACGCCUAUUACAUUAGGUUAUAACGCCCGGUAACAGUCCGUGGAUUAAACUAAUUUAGCAAAAUGGCAAAGGAUGCUGAGAAGAGCACUUGGAAGGACUUCAUAUGGAACUCCAGGACCCGAGAAUUUUGUGGCAGGACAGGGAGCAGCUGGGGCCUCAUCCUGCUCUUCUACCUAGUGUUCUACAUCUUCCUAGCAGGCAUGUUCUGCCUCACCAUGUAUGUCAUGCUGCAGACCUUGGAUGACUACAAACCCACCUGGCAGGACAGGCUUGGCACACCAGGCAUGAUGAUCAGACCCAGGGGAAAGGCAAUGGAGAUCUCCUACAACACCACCAACACUGAGACCUGGGACAUGUACAUCAAGACACUGGACAACUUCCUCUCCCCCUACAACAACUCUCUGCAGGCUGAGAAGAAUGAAGAGUGCACACCGGACCAGUACUUUGUUCAGGCAGACAGUGGUGAUGUGAAGAACAACCCCAAGCGCUCCUGCCAGUUCAACCGCACCAUUCUAGAAAAAUGCUCCGGCCUUGAUGACCAUACCUAUGGAUACCAGGCUGGCAAACCAUGCAUCAUCAUCAAACUGAACCGGGUCAUUGGGAUGUUGCCAGGAAAGGAUGGCCAGGCUCCAUUUGUCACUUGUGGAGCGAAGAGGUACAAGGUUGGCAAAGAUGAAUGGAAAGAAGACUCUGAUAAGAUUGGAGAGGUGGAGUACUACCCUGAAAAUGGCACCUUCAACCUCAUGUACUACCCUUACUAUGGCAAGAAAGCUCAGGUGAACUACUCCCAGCCGCUGGUUGCCAUCAAGUUCCUCAACAUAACCCUCAAUGAAGACAUCAACAUCGAGUGCAGGAUCAUCUCCAACAACAUUCCUCCUGGGAGUUUAAGAGACAAGUUUGCGGGGAAAGUUUCUUUCAAACUGAGGAUCAACACUAAAGGCUAGAUGUACAUUCUCUCUCACUAACAUGUCCACCCACCUCUACAUUCUGUACACAGGCACACACACACACACACACACACACACACACACACACACACACACACACACACACACACACACACACACACACACACACACACACACACACACACACACACACACACACACACACACACACACACACACACACACACACACACACACACACACACACACACACACACAGAGACAGAUAACAGAAUUAACACCCUCCGUUUGUCGAAUAGAAUAUGUUUACAACUUCCAUUUACCCUCGAUGUCGGGCAUUGUAUGCCCAGUGGAGUGAUGAUGUCAGAAUGGUGGAGUUAAACGGGUGGUAAUUAUGUCUCUGUUUCUGUGUGUGAGCUUCCAUUCCUUUCUGUAAAUUAGUUUGAGGUGAAGUCUAUUUAUACUGCAUGACUAACUAGGGGAUAUAGUGGACAUAAACAUGUAUGAUUUCAAAGUUUGCAAGGAGAAGCAACGCCUCUUACCAGUUUACUGUUGCUCCUUCAUCUCUGCCUCCCUAUAGAGUGCGCCUCUAUAUACAAAUAUACACAAAAUACAAUACAACCGUGUAUAUCUAUUUAUAUAUCAUAACCUUAUAUCAGUAUGUCUAUUUUGUUGCGCUUGAAAAUAAUCCAACAGCUAAAACAUAUGAUGAAAAAACAUCUUUUUGUGGAUGAAGGGAGAGAUGGAGACAUUUUGCAUGUGUGUACUGUCUUUAGUGCCCUAAGAAGGCGAGAGGCCCCAUGUCUCAGCUCUCUGCUCUGCUCUGCUAUGUGGGAAUUAUAAACGAGGCUAUGUUAAACUGCUGGCCACCAGGAGGGACCACGCUGCACUCUGCAGUGAUCAUCCAUUUGAACCCAUAAGAAGAUAGCAUCUCCAACAUGGGGAGCUACAGAGGUCAAGACCUUUGAGUCUGUGUGUGCGUGUGUAUGUUUGUAUGUGUGUGAGUAUGUACUGUACAUUUCAUUUGUAUAACCAAAUUCCAUUUGCAAGACAGAAUGCAUACUGUAGGUCGGGAAGAUGCAUAUGCAACGUGCAAUAUUAAUUAAGAAUGACACAUCAUGCACAUUAUACAUAUUAAACAGGACUCUUUUGUCAUUAACACUUGAAUUGCACAUGGUCAUAAAUCGGAUUAUCUUCCAUAACAUGAAUAUACACUUCAUUGUCCUUCCAUGGUUUAUGUUCACAUCGGUGUUCCUACAGCUCAAGGCUCAGAGCUAGUUUGUUUGUUCAUAGUUUUUUGCAUGUGCAUCGCAUCUAUUGACAUGCCUCCUAUACAUAUAAGAAAGAGAUGUUGUUCUUCUAUUUUGUAUUGAUUUGCACUGGUUUGUGUUUUUCUUGUGAAGACGAGAUGCUUAUGGUUCUGUGGAGAAGGAAAAAUAGAGAGUUUGUUUUGUUUCUACGUUUGUUGAAAUUUAUAUUCAAACAUGUGGUACCAUUUGAAUCAGUUAUACAUGACUUGUUACUGCUGUAAUAGUGCAUCUCAGUUUGAAGGCUGUCUCCAACAUCUGAUUACAUCGGCCAGAAUGUCUGUAAGGCUGGUUUGGUGAUAACGGUAAUCUGUUUGAUUUAUUUUUAUUUUGGUAGGAAUCUCUACCAUUACAUUGCUUUAAAAAGGGUGCAACAGACCAACCAACCUUGUAGUUGGAGGGUGUACUAUAACUAAAAGCACCUACAGUUGAUCAUGGGCAAGAGCGUUUAUGAACUUGCUCUAGAAUGAUGGUCAAUGUGCUGGCGCACAGAUGCCCUGGAUGUGCUGCUGACUUGGGGCUGGAUUCAGUCCGUAACACUAAACUUCGGCAUACAGAUUCAAUCCAGCCCUUGAUUCUGGACACAUAAUGAGGAAAACCAGUUGAGGAAUCUAUGGAUCUGAGCGAGUGCUGCUGAACACUGGCUGUGACAUUGUGGCAAUGUGACUCUGAUCCUUCUUCAACGUCAUAGUGACACUUUUAGAACCCUAGCAUCUGUUCACUCAGCUUAAGGGUUGGGUUGACUUUUAGGACCUUUCUUCGCUCAGUCAGUAUAAGGUGUAUAUCAAUCAAUUUUCCUUCAUUUUGGUUGAAGUUGCACCUCAGUAAUAUCAUCAUCAUGAAGACUUGACAGUAUAACAAUAAUCAGUAUAUAAAUAAUCUGUUUAGUUUGAUAGCUGUAUAAUACACGUUGAGGAUUGACUGAACAAAGUCAAUUGACUCCAUGCUAAACAUCCAUGUUGCGUGUGGCCUACCAAUAGUCCUUGUUUUUGACAUUGUGAGACAAUGGAGUGAACAGUGCUACUUCCUCGUUAGCAUUCCUGCUCCACUCAGUCUGUUUCGCAUGCUGAGAUUCCACUGUAAUCUCUUAAUCUGGUCAGAUAAUCUAGAGCAGGUACUUUAUCCUCUCUUUGUAGUUCCUCCUUCCUGUGUCAACCCCCCUCCUUCUCUCUUUUGUCCACACACACACACACACACACACACACACACACACACACACACACACACACACACACACACACACACACACACACACACACACACACACUCACACUCACACUCACACUCACACUCACACUCACACUCACACUCACACACACACACACAAUCAUCCACCCUUUCUGUUACAAUAUGUCUGGUGAGGAAUGACUAUGUGCUUGGUUCCACAGUUCCUUUCAGGUCUAUAUUAUUAUUAUCAUGGUUUUAUACAUAUGACCCAUGUUUUGCCAUGUUGUAUCACAAUGUGUUUUGUCCUAUGAGCCCAUUCCAUUCAUAAUUCAAUCUACAAGUAAAUGUGUAUCCAUGGUGUGUGUAGCCACACAAAUACAUAUAUGUGGAUAUAUUCCAAUUGUACAAUUAAUGCUUUCCUUUUCUGCCUACAAAAAAGUAGUCCUGCCAGAUUCCCUCCAACCAAAGAUAUUCAUGAUCAUUUUAUAACAGUAUGAAAUAAUCGUGCUGCAACUACAGACCACAGAUCUCUAAGAGAAAGGGUUUAGUUUAUGAAGGAUGAAGGAAGUCCUAUUCUUAUAUAAUGCUACGCACAGAAGGAGCAGGUGUCACUAAAUAACAACAGUGCCUCCUGGUGGGUGGACAGAUGUGUUGUUCCCCAAUAUCGCCGAAUGUUAUUUAAUGUUAUCUCCAUAUAUCCGUUUUUAUAUGAUAAUUUGGAGAUGUCUUCAAAAAGCAAUAUAUUCAUUUCCUGUGUUGCUGAUGAUGUUUUUAUUCUUGGAAUGGCUGUAACAAGUUUAUAGUAGCAUUAAUCAUCAUGAGAGCGAGGAAGAAGACAGAAAGAACAUGUAAAUAUUAUGUUCACAAAUAGAUAUACAGUUAUAUGUCUGCCAAUGCACAUCUUCAAGAUUGAACAAUAGAAACACUUAACAGUUUUGUUUUCAAACGAGAUAAAGUAUUUUUAUUGUUAUUUUGUUGUAAAGAGGAGAUUAUGUAUUAGCUUUGGAUUGUAAUAAGACAGGGGUGCUACCUGGUAGGUGUUUGACCUGUAACCUCUUGACUCUUGACCUCUUGACUCUGGUUGAACACAUACCAAGUAUGGUUGAAUGUAGAACACGUUUCUUUUUUGGUUACCAUCUUUCUCCAUUUUGUUUUCAACCUUGCAGUAUUGAAUGUUUGCAAUGAUGAGCGCUCCACUCUUUCUCAGUCAUUGUCUACUGGAUACUCUUUCAGAUGAACAGUGCAUGUCUUUAUAUGGGCCACAGUAUGAUGAGAUGAAGGAGGGUGUCAUCUUGGUUUGCUCAGUUACACUGAUUCAACAGAAAGCUGCAUAUUUACAGUAACUGCAAUGGAUGUAUCCUCAAAAACAGCACAAUUACUUGCCUGUGACCACUGCAUGUGGCAAACUAGUGUGAACUACCUAUGUGUUUCAAACUCACUUCUGAAGCAGCAAGACACAGCUUUCCACAAAGGUCCACCCUGAAAAGAAUAGCAAACGUAUCCCUGAUUUAAGACUAUCUCGAAUCCGACAGAUAAUUCAAAAGGAUCUAAGGCAGAAAUCCUUUGAAACACAUUGGGAUAUUCGCACCAAAAAAUGAAAAUGGCUGAUAAUUCUAUUUUCUUUGGAUCUUUUCUUGCUGUUAUUGUAUUUAUAUAUCUUUUUUGCUCAUGUUCGAUGUGAAAAAAGGAUAGAGAAAUCAAUAAACGUGAUUGAAAGAAACAA